UCAAGACAAAUCAGGCUUUAUAACAGGGAAAAGUCGGUGCCUACAGUCGAACCAUCGGAUCCUAUCAAGAGCCGAACGGAUCCACUUUACAACUCAGGCGACCGUUUUCACUUCUUGAAAAAGGCCGAAAACAACGUUCCUCUCUCUCUCUCUCUCUCUCUCAUACACUCGACCAUGACCGCCACAAGGUUAGCCACGACCCACGCCAGGAAUCUCAUGAAGCUCAGCUUUUCUCUCUUCCGCCGUGGCUUCAACUCCUCCAAAUGCAAGACAGCGGCUAAGAUGGCGGUGGCGAGGAUAAAGCUGCUGAGGAACAAGAGACAGGUGGUGGUGAAGCAGAUGCGGCGAGACAUUGCGUUGCUUCUACAGUCUGGUCAAGAUGCCACUGCUCGCAUCCGGGUCGAACAUGUUAUCAGAGAACAGAAUGUUUUGGCUGCAAAUGAGUUCAUUGAGCUCUUCUGUGAAUUGGUUGUGUCCAGACUUCAGAUCAUUGCCAAGCAAAGGGAAUGCCCAGCAGAUCUCAAAGAAGGGAUUGCUAGUUUAAUAUUUGCUGCUCCAAGGUGCUCAGAAAUUCCAGAACUAGUGGCAAUUAGGAAUAUUUUUGAGAAAAAAUAUGGGAAAGAUUUUGUAUCUGCAGCUACUGAUCUGCGACCUAACGGUGGUGUAAACCGCAUGUUAAUAGACAAGCUAUCUGUCAGAACCCCUACUGGUGAAGUGAAGUUGAAAAUCAUGAAGGAAAUAGCAAAAGAACACAAUAUUCAAUGGGAUACAACAGAAUCUGAGUUGGAGCUUCUCAAGGCUCCAGAAGAGCGUUUAGAAGGACCAAACACUUUCGUUAGUGCUACCAGCUUACCCCUGAAGCCCGGACCGACUCAGUCUGCUGAGUCGAAUAAGCCAACUACCAGAUCAACAUGUUGUAGAGAAAAUGGCAAUAUGCAUUUUGAGGACACAGUGUCAGCUGCUGAAGCAGCUGCAGAAUCUGCCAAGAAAGCAAUUGCUGCUGCCCAAGCUGCUGCCUAUUUGGCAAACAGAGACUUCAAUCCAGCCACUCGAGCUUCUAGCCUUGCUAAUAAGUCGAAUGAUUCCAAUAUCAACCAUGCAUUUGAUGAUACCCUUUCGGGCAAAUCUACUGGCUCCUUCAUGCCAAAUGACCAUUCUGCAGUUAACUUACAGAAUAUGGAUCAUCAGCUAAACGCUACAGGGAGCAAAUAUGAGUCUGAGAGUUUUGGAAGGUCUCAUUGUGUAAGCAGUGAGGAGACACUGACUACUAAUGUGAAUGGUGGAAAGGUUUAUAGGAGGCAGAGCUACAAUGCACUGUCUGGACAUUCAGGCAUAAAGUUUGAUGAAUCAGACUGUGAUGAAGAAAUCGAGAUGGAAGAACCACCCAGUGGCAUUUGUCCACCACCCGAGCGGCCUCCACCUUCAGUACCUUCAUGUCAUGAUAAACAAGACACAGCCCUUCGCGUGCAUCCCAAAUUACCAGAUUAUGAUGCACUUGCUGCUCGCUUUGAAGCACUGAAGUAUCGCAAAUCACUACCUAAAACAUAGAUUGCUUGGAUAUCAAUUUUGUUUGCUUUUAUAAUCAUUUAGAGAUGGUCUAUGCAUGCUUUUGUAUCUCAUAGAUACUAAAUUACGCAUAUGCGAGAUUAUUAAAUUUGUAAGGAGAGUGUGAUCAUUUGUCAA
Juglans regia (Persian walnut) is the source of this 1683-nucleotide messenger RNA. RefSeq lists its product as uncharacterized. The transcript has 7 exons. Bases 175 to 1548 code for a protein of 457 amino acids. NCBI's taxonomy places the organism in Eukaryota, Viridiplantae, Streptophyta, Magnoliopsida, Fagales, Juglandaceae. Gene Ontology annotation, biological process: protein transport. The record is from RefSeq and is a predicted model, not a curated record.